AUUUGGUAAAACGAUACGUCGUCGAGCGCAGAGAAGAAGCAACCACAACAGACAGGAAACAAUAUUCUACCUACCCAAAAGCGCCUAGAACCAUUCGGCUGACGGCGGCGCUACUACAGUAGCUGAGGUCGUGAGACAGACAAGCUAAAAAUACAAUCAGAUGAAGUCAUACACAAACGCGUCGACCAGCAAACAUAAAAACGCCAAAUUCAAGUGAAAAGGAAAAAUUGUGGUACAAGCCAGCAACACUUGUUUAGUAAAGUGAAGUGGUUGAUUGAAACGCUCGGAGCGGAAUUGACGGUCGUGGGAAUCCCCGCAGGAAAUUUGCGAUUUGACGUGAAAAAAAAGUUUUCGGCCAGUAGAAUAGGGAUUGCUCAACCAAAUCCAAAAGCAUCCAGCAAGGAUUAAUCGCCAUUUGGAAUCAGGUGCUUCUAAGGCCGUCGCACAUUCAUAAACAAACAAUAUGAGUAAACAAGCUCCGCCAUCGUACGGUUUCGCGGUGCCCCCGCAAUCGGCUCCGCCCAGUUACGCACAAGCCGUCGGAGGUGUACCUCCGGCCAGUCCCUUUACGCCCAACAUCCCGCAGCAGAGCGGUGGCCCAACCAUCAUCACCACAGUCGUCCCGGUUGGGCCGGCCUCAACGCACAUGAUCUGUCCCAGUUGCCAUGCCGAGAUCAACUCCCAGACGACAACUUCCCCCGGUCUUAUCGCUUACGUUUCCGGCUUUCUGAUCGCUUUGUUUGGCUGCUGGCUAGGAUGCUGUCUUAUUCCAUGCUGCAUCGAUGAGUGUAUGGACGUACAUCACACGUGUCCCAACUGUAAGGCCUAUCUCGGACGACAUCGACGAUAAGCAACGAGCAUUCAUUUCCGAACACUGAUCGAAUCUCUGCCACAUCUCUUCAAUGCUACAUGGUUCACAGUUAAUGUCUCUGCAGAACGAAACCAACAUAACAAAUAUUUGUAACAGAUACUACUAUGUCGCAUUAGCUGGAGGAACGAUGGGAUGUGAUUGUUGAAACUUCACUAAAACCAUUCAAUGGAUCGAUAGAUGUAAUCAAUUGUAGUAACGAAUGCUUGAAAUGGUUGGCGUUUUGAUCGGAAAAUUUGUAUUUAUCAAAUUAUGAACUUUAAAACUUCACGAUAAAAAGCAGCUUAUGUAUCUGCGUUAAGCCGUUUCGGUAUGUUCAGUUUAAAAUAGCUUCCAAUCGAGCGUUUUGAACGAGUUCAAUCUCCAUUUCGGCUCCACAUUUUUCUGAACCCAUUGAUUUAUCGGAGGAAUUUUUUUUUGAAACAUCACAUGUGAGCUCUAUUGGGGUUGUAGAUAACAACUCAAAAUGCUUAACUACAUUCAACGAAAUUUUUACUUCCAAGCUAAAGGAUUAACAGUGAAUGAAACAAUUAUUGUUUGAAGAAUCGGAGAAGCCGCACAUCACACUUGACUAGAACAGCUUGAAACAUUUUUUAAUCAAAUGAAUGGUUUAUAUGGAUAUACAAAUAACAUAAAUAAUCGUAGUUGUGUAAUUGUUACAGUGUUUCAGAGCAGAACAGUCACAUUACAAUAAACCAAAAAUAAUUUUAAUGUA
This is a messenger RNA of Aedes albopictus (Asian tiger mosquito), 1583 nucleotides long. Its product is annotated as LITAF domain-containing protein. Lineage: Eukaryota; Metazoa; Arthropoda; Insecta; Diptera; Culicidae. Bases 464 to 850 code for a protein of 128 amino acids. Gene Ontology annotation, molecular function: zinc ion binding. The record is from RefSeq and is a predicted model, not a curated record. The transcript is spliced from 3 exons.